AUUUAAAUGCAAAAAAAUGUCUUAUAGACGUCCUGCAAAAUUUAAAAGAUUUUCAUCGACGCCAUCGCCACUAUACCAUUAUACUACAGCUAACGGUGCCGAUGGUAUACGUGAGAUAGGUCAUAUAAAAAUAUCGGUAAAUCAACGACACGCUGUCUACGGGCCGGGUGUCUAUAUGACAUCAUUGAAUCCCUAUAAUAAUACAAUAGAUAUUGUCAAAAAUAAUUAUGGUCCAUCAGAUGGUAGGAUUAGAUCAGUCGAAUGGGUAGUCUAUGUCGAUACAGAUCAGUUGGACAAAACUAAACUAAAACUUGUAGACCUACCGGAACCCAAUAACCGGAAUAUCUAUCUAUAUCCAGAUAUUAUACCUGUACUGACUAGUGAUAUACAUAAUAGAUCAGAAUUGCUGGAUGAGUUUAGUAAGAUUGAGUUUGUAGGUCAGGGUCCAUCAAUUGAAAAGAUACCGGAGCCGCCUAUGGUUAUUGAUUAUAUUUGUGAACAACCCUAUUAUCGUUUAGCCUAACAAUACCAGUAUAUGCUUUCUAUGAAGAUAU
Molecule: messenger RNA, 554 nt
Organism: Oppia nitens
Lineage: Eukaryota; Metazoa; Arthropoda; Arachnida; Sarcoptiformes; Oppiidae
Exons: 3
Coding region: 17-523 (168 amino acids)
Source: RefSeq, a predicted model, not a curated record